Molecule: messenger RNA, 7800 nt
Organism: Phyllopteryx taeniolatus (common seadragon)
Lineage: Eukaryota; Metazoa; Chordata; Actinopteri; Syngnathiformes; Syngnathidae
Gene: rreb1a
Product: ras responsive element binding protein 1a
Biological process (GO): regulation of transcription by RNA polymerase II
Cellular component (GO): nucleus
Molecular function (GO): RNA polymerase II cis-regulatory region sequence-specific DNA binding; DNA-binding transcription activator activity, RNA polymerase II-specific
Source: RefSeq, a predicted model, not a curated record
CGCGUGCGCGAAAAGGAGGAAGAAGCCUCCCGCGGGCGUGUGCGCGUGCACAGAGAUGCUUGAUGGCCACGUCCCCUUGGAGACACACACACACACACACACGCACGCACACACGACACGUGACGCGCAUUAGUGCGCGGCUUUAGACACACGCGCGCACACACACGCGGAGGGAGGAGAGGCCGACGACUCGAACUCUCAACAAGCUUCUUCUUCGAGUCUUUUUUGACUCGAGUGACUUGUGAGAGAGGGAGGAAGAGGAGGGGGAGGAAGAGGGAGGGAGGAGGAGGAGGAGGGAGGAGGAGGAGGGAGGAGGAGGAGAAGCCGGAGUAAAGUUUGUCCAAGUUUGCACAUCCCUUCGGAAACGCCAUUUUGAUUCGUCUCCUCUUCGGAUCAAGUUUGCAGCCUCUUCGCCGUCACUGCCUUCAUCUUCAUCCUCAUCUCGGCGCUCCUCAUCGUCGUCGUCGUCGUCGUCGUCGCCCGCCACGAUGUCUCGGCGCGAGCGGCCCAACCCCGACGAAGUCCAACAUAUGGACAAUGCCACAGAGAAGCAGGAAGGGGGCGGAGCCAAUUCCGUGCUGAACGGUGAAGAGGCGGAGCUAGCGGAGGAGACUCUGCCAAGUAGCAUCAAAGCCGCACCCCAGGCCGCCAAGAAUGCGGACGAGAGCCGACAGAGCCUCCGGGGCGGCGAUGGCGGAGGAGGCGGAGACUUGUCCUCCAUCAACGCCAUGAUGUCGGCCGUGAUGUCGGCGGCGGGCAACAUCAACGGAGAAGGAGACGCGGGAAGCGACGUCACUCCUGGACCCUCACCGAGCCCGUCGCCCAACAAGACGCCCGCGUCGUCGGCCACGAGGGCGGCGCCCGGCCGCAACGUUCGACGCAGCCAGGACGCCAAAGACGAUCACGCCGCUCACGUGUGCCCGCUUUGCGACAAGCGCUGCCAGUCGCAGCAUCAGCUCACCAUGCACAUCAGACAGCACAACGUGGACGCGGGCGCGACGGACCACUCGUGCAGCAUUUGCGGCAAAUGUUUGAGCUCGGCGUCUUCGUUGGAUCGGCACAUGCUCGUGCACAGCGGCGAAAGGCCCUACAGGUGCAGCGUGUGCGCGCAGACCUUCACCACCAACGGCAACAUGCACAGACACAUGAAGAUUCACGAGAAGGACCCCGCCAGCGGCCUCUUGCCCGUCAGCCCGCCCUCGCCCACCAAGCGGCGGCGUCCGUCCGCCAAGCGGCGGCAAGGCCCGGAGGACGAGGGUGUCGAGGAGCCGCCCGCCAAGAAGGUGACGGAGGACUCGGCCUCGGAGGAAAAUGCCGCCGCGUUGCCGACGCCGAGCGUGCCGGCGGCUGGCGCGCGGGCCGGGGACGAGCCGGCGCUUCCUUGUCCCAUCUGCUUCAAGACUUGCGGCGGCAGGCUGGAGCUGGACGCUCACAUGGACACGCACCCGGACACCACGCUCAAGUGCGACUUGUGUUGUCUUUCCUUCCGCACGCACCGCGGCCUGUUGCGUCACAACGCGGCCGUCCACAAGCUCCUCCCCCGAGACCCCGACGGCCAACCGUUCAUCCAGACCAACCCGUCCAUCCCGGCCGGCUUCAACGACCUGUCCUUCGUCGACUUCUCCUGCAAGAAGUUCGCUCGCGUCGCGCAGGUGUGGUGCGAGACCAACCUUCGGCGCUGCGUCGGCAAGUUUCACCGCUUCGUGUGCGAGUCGUGCGAUAAGGCCUUCCCGCUGCGCCCCGCCCUCGACCUCCACAAGAGCUCCGCCCACCCGCCUGACGCCGGCGCCGAGGAAACGCAAAACUGCGUCCGGCGGAGUCGGAACCACUUCGAGGACGCCCCGCUUUCCCCGCAGUCCGACUUCAUGGAGGCGCUGGGACUGCGGCACGUUUCCAAGGUGACGCGGACCCCCACGGAGGACGAGAUCCACCAGGCGCACCUGGACAGCAUCAAGGUGAUCCACGUGGAGCCGCUGAGCUGCAGCCUUCCCCAGGAGCCCGCCUUUCUGACGGUGGGCGCGGGGGGGCUGACUGCGCUGGGCAUCCCCCUGCUGGAGCGAUCGGCCGCCGCCGCCGCCGCGUCCACGCUGCAGGGUCUGUCUCAGAGGGACGCCCUCAGCCUGCUGUCCCUGCAGCCCUUCCAGGCGGGCUUCCUCCUGCAGCCCGACGGCGCCGCCGCCGCCGCCGUCAAACCGGGCGAGGCGGGCGGCGUGGUGGAGCUGGCCGACAUCCAGCAGAUCCUCAAAGUGGCCGCCGCCGCGCCCAAUCAGAUGGGGCUGGGCUUCGCCGCGGGGCAAGGUCAAGUCCAGAACCAAAAGGCGCUGCCGCCCCUGAAGCCCAAGCCCCCCGCCACGCCUCGCUCCGGCCUGACCGCGACCACGCCGCCGCCCCUGCAGAGCUCGCAGCAGGCGUCGCUGGGCUGCAUCGGUCCCGGCCCGCCGCCGCCCACCCCCGCCCUCUUCAAGACGCCCACCUCUUCCUCCUCGUCCUCAGCGGCGGGGGACGGCGACCGGCCGGAGACCCGCCGGCCGCCGUCCGACUCGCCGCCGGCCGCCGCCACCGCCGCGCACGAAGAGGCGGGGCUCUGCGGGAAGAAAGCAGGAAGCAAAGCGGCGGGCGCGGGCAGCGCCGACGCCGGCUCGGCCAAAGGCUCCUUCCCGUGCCGCUUCUGCGACCAGGUCUUCUCCUUUUCUGGCGUCCUGCAGGCUCACAUGCGUUUCCACCUGGGCAUCCUGCCCCACCAGUGCAACAUCUGCGACUACGUGGCGCCCGACAAGGCCACGCUCAUACGCCACCUGCGCACCCACAGCGGCGAGCGGCCCUACAUCUGCCGCGUCUGCCACUACCCCUUCACCGUCAAGGCCAACUGCGAGCGCCACCUCAGGAAGAAACACGGGAAGACGUCCCGGAAGGACAUUGAGAAAAACAUCAAGUGCGUCUUCUCCGCCUCGCCCUACAACCCGAGCGGCGCCGUCUCCGCCUCUACCGCCGACGCCGAGACGGGACGCGGCGGCGGCGCCGACACCGCGUGCCGGUUCUGCGGCGAGGACCUGAAGACGUACCGGGCCCUGCAGAUCCACCUGCGCACGCACAACGGCUGCCAGAGGAAACCUUUCGAGUGUCGGCGCUGCGGCGCCGCCUUCCUGGCCAAGCGCAACUGCAUCCACCAUCUUCUCAAGCAGCACCCCUCGGUCCAGGAGCGCGAGAUCGAGGAGCACAUCGCCAGCGUGCGGCCCGCCGCCGACGGGCCCGGUCAGACGCGGGACGCGGCCCCGUAUCACCGGGAACUAGACCAGCCUCUGGACUUCUCAGCCAAGGGGCGCGGCGUUUUCGUGGCCGUCAAGGCGGAGAGGCUGUCGCCCACGUCGACGGGCCCGCCUCCGGACCCGCCCCUGGACCAACCCGUGGACCUGUCCGUCCCCAGCAAGCGUGUCCGCCGUGACGAGGCCGACGGGCGCCGCAUCGAGACGCGUCAAAACGGCGGCGACGCGGCGGAGCCGCGCGUCCCGGCCGACGAGGACAAGGCGGGGGCGGCCUCGCCUCUGGGAGGCUGCCGGUUCCCCCCCGGCUCCUCCCCCGCCCCCGCCCCCCUGCUCCGCCCCCAGCGCCUCAAGCCCCUCCUCCCCAAGCCCACCUCCCUCAAGGAGCUCCCCCCUCUGGCAUCCAUCGCCCAGAUCAUCCACUCGGUGUCCGCCGCCCCCGACCUGCUGAAGAGGGACACGGCGUCCGCCGAGGCCAGACCGCCGCCGGUGCCCGAACCGCCCACGGAGCCGCCGGGCGGCUCCGCCCCCCCGGAGACGCCGGCCGACGACGCCGUCAGGAAGAGGAACAGGAAGAAGAGCGCCAAGGACGCUCUGGUCCUGAGCGGCGCGCUGGACUUGGAGUCCAGCGGCGAGUUUGCCAGCGUGGAGAAGAUGCUCGCCAACACCGACGCCAACAAGUUCACCGACUUCCUGCAGACCGGCCCCGACGACCUCUCGCCAAAGACGGCUCCCGGAGACGGCGAGCGAGCGGGAGGAGGCGCGGACAAGGAGGCGGGGCCGAGAGAGGAAGCGAAGACGACGACGGCGGCGGCGUUGCUUCCUCAGUCCAAAGGCAAGAAGAACGCGUACUCCAACUCUGUGCAGAAGAUGACGUGUCCCUUCUGCCCUCGCGUCUUCCCGUGGGCCAGCUCGCUGCAGAGGCACAUGCUCACGCACACGGGCCAGAAGCCUUUCCCGUGCCCGCGCUGCGACGCCUUCUUCUCCACCAAGUCCAACUGUGAGCGCCACCUGCUGAGGAAGCACGGCGUCACCAACCGCACGCUCAGACGCAACGGCGUCUUCGCCAAGAAAGAAAGCGACGACGGCUCGCACGAGAGCGCAGAGAGUCAGUCGGACGCCGAGCUGCCGGCCAAUGACUCGUCGCCACUAGGCCACGCCCCUCCUACCGCCCUCAAAGACACGUCCCCUGAGCGGAGGAGGGAGGAGCCCGCGCCACGCAGCCCCGCCCGCAAGCCCGGCUCAGAGGGUUCGAGUCCUGUUCAAGCUUGUGAGCUUGCGUACCAGCAGGGGGCAGCGGAGAACUCGACAGAAGCAGCCAAAGAAGCUCCGCCCAGCGCCAAGUGCGAUCACGACGACGACGACGACGACGACGACGACGACGACGACUGCCACAGCAACAAAAGUUUGGAUUUGAACUUCGGCUCCAAGCUGAUCGACUUCAAACUGUCGAACUCGGCCGCCGCCCCCGGCCCCGCCCCCGCCCCUCAGGAAGAGGCAUCGGCCGGCCCCUCCGAAGACGCGCCGGACGCUCCCUCGGCCGACCCCGCCGCCAAGCCUCAGCUGGACUGGAAGCACGUUUGCGGCGUGUGCCGCAAAAGCUUCCGCUACGCCACCACCCUCGCUCGCCACGAGAGGGCGCACCUGAGCCAGGAGACUCCGCCCGAAGAGAAAGAGGCGGCGGCGCCCCGGGACGCCAAGGACGAGCCAGAGAGCAAAGAGAACGACGAGGAGGCGGAGCGCGGGGCCGCGCCGAGGGCCGGCGACAGCGACGCCGCGGAGAGCGACGACGAGGACGACGAGGACAACAAGGAGGACGAGCGCAGCGACGAGGAGGCGUCGUCGGAGGCCAAGAGUCUGGAGGGCGGCGACUCUGUCAACGGCGUCGGCGCGGCCGUGGACAAACGCAAGAAGAAGACGUGCGCCGUGUGUGCGAAAAGAUUCUGGUCGCUGCAGGACCUCACCAGACACAUGAGGUCACACACCGGUGAGCGUCCGUACCGCUGCGCCACGUGCGAACGCACCUUCACGCUGAAGCACAGCCUGGUUCGCCACCAACGCAUCCACGCCAACAAGACGCCCAGCGAGGACGGGGACAGGGACGCCCCCACGCCCACCGAAACCUGCCCCCCCUCCGAGAACGAGAGCGAGUGCGCCAAAGACUUGGACGACGCCCACACUUCGGACCCGGAACCCGCCGACCGGGCCCCGCCGGCUCAGACGCCGCCCGCUGCCGCUGAGGAGACGCCUGAACUUAGCGUGACCCCCCCGGAAACCGCGCAUCCCGGUCAAUCAGUCGCUGAUGCCAAGAUAAGCAGCGACGCGCCGGACGCGGCCGAGCCGCCGGACUCGAACGUUUCCCAUGAGCUCCCGGUGGGCAGGCUUUGAUCCAGGGCCUGUUGGCGCACCAAGCCCCGGCCCCUCUGGAUUACACGCUGGCCAAUGGGGAGCCGCCGCCGGUGGUCGUGGACUGAGUGCGGUCGGAGGACGCCGUACCUUUAACAAGUGCCUUACUACUUGUCCUUUUAUAGCUUUUUAACUUUGUUUUGUCAGCAAGAAGAUCAAGAUGGCCGACGUGCGUCACACGACGCUUCGUGAAACUGGAAAAGAUGGCGCACGGACAGAAGAACUGUCGGCGUCGCCGCCCCUCACCUUGUAUGCGAGGACUUCUCAGUUGACUUUGGUUGUUUGACUUUUUGGUUUUGUGAGGGAUUUUGUUUUUCUUUUCGUUUGUAAGUGGACAAAUGAAAAUGUAGUUUGUUAGUUUGUGUGCAUGCGUGAGCCCCGCGUGUUCCUGUCGGCCACGUCGGCGCCGACCCGGGUCCAAAUUACCUCAACAGUGUCAAUCACGUCUUCCUGUUCGCUAGCAACUAAGCACAGCUAGUACUCGCGCGUCAGCCGUUUGGCUACCCUAGCCUGUUUGGCGCACAACAAGUCGUAAUUAGCUUUAGCUUUUAGCUCGGCCUGGCCUAAGCUCGGUAAGGGCUAGCACUACUUAUCUGCAGCAAGCCGGUGCCUUCUCAACACUGAGCGUCGGUUGGACGCAUCGCGCGACGACUAUUAGCUUAGUGCAGACAUGAAGAUAUUCCAAUGAUGCUAACUGAGUGAAGCGGGCCAGCUAACAAGCUAACAGCAGGCGAAGCUAGUCUGCUACAAGUAUUAGCACGUUUGCCCCAGAACACGCCUUCUCCACCCCCCGUCGACUUUCUUAGUUCACACUUAAACGAAUUCAUACUUUAAAUAUCAAACUCGUUUGUUUUUUGUAAGUAGCGUCAAAGACAAUCAAAUGCAAAUAGCAAAAAACUUGCUGAGAUGAAACUUAAACACUAGCUUGUGUCACUGGAUUCAACUUGACUUUUUUGUUAAGUGUGUGUGUGUGUGUGGGGGGGGGGGGGGGUGCCUUUAGAGAGGAGGGGGCUCGUUUGUCCUCUCGUAUGCUGCGCCUCAAAUAAAUCAACUCGAAACACCUCAAGUCACCACCACAUUACGUCACUGCUCUGACUGACUGGACACUAACUACUACCUACUACUACUUUUAAUACGAGUGCCUUCUACAGUAGAGUACUUUGUACUUUGUACUCUCCUGUAGUACUGCUUGUAUUUGAACAUGAUCAGAAGUUGUUUUCAUCUCUGAGCGUCAAAGGCCACAAAGGUGCGUCAUCAAAAUGACUGCUAGUAGCAACAAGCUGAUGCGAAUAGCAUCGGGAGCUAGCCGGCUGUUAGCCCGACCGAGCUAACGUUUCAUUGCAAUGCGUUUGUUUCCCAAACUGUAGGUGGCGCUACUCUUGUUCUUGAAGCUCAUGUUGCUCAUUAGCCUUCGGUUUUCCAUGUUAAAGGGACUCUUUAUUUUCUAGUCACGUUUCAACAAUGACGACUUAUGCGUGCGCUCGGCUGUGUGGAUCGUUUGUAAAAUUAUUUAUGUUGCGCGCGUGCAUGUGCUCAGCAGUGAAGCAAAGUUUUAAAAAAGUCAAGUUAAACGAGUUGCCAAGCCAAGUUGAUGUUUGAAAGUUGAGUCAAGGCAAUCAAUCGUGAGGCCGAGGCGCAUGUUGAUGACGUCAACGGGUUGCGCGCACUCACGCACACACGCAGCUGGCCGGGCUGCAAACGAGCAAUAAAAGAAUCCAAGGAAAAAGAAAAAAAAGCUUUAAUCAUCAAAUCUUUUGUUCUUUCUGUCAAACUGUGAACAUGAACAUUAUUAUUAUUAUUAUGUUUUUCUCUUCUUCUGGGUGACUUUUAGGAUAGUUUUUUUUUUUUUGGUGUGUGCAUGUUUAAGCAAAUAUGCUUGAUGAUUUCUGCACACACACAAACACACAAAUGUCAUAAAUAAAAUGAUGUUGCUCUCAGGGUUCUUCUCAAACUUUUUGAUUUGCUUCCUGAGAUGCAAACUUUGAUUUGUGAUUUCAUGUCGACUGUCAAUCGAUCACGCCAGCACUUGACUGUGAACACACACACACACACACUCGCUCCUCUCCCUCUCCUCUCUCUCUCUCUCAACGAGGAAGAAGUCAAUGAAAAGAACAAAUAAAGAUUGAAAACGCCA